UGGAUUUCUCAAAUACAAAAUUUGAUAGGCCAAGGACCCAGCGAGAUAACUCUGUCUAAAAGUUCGUUAGGAACAAACUGCCGAGCUCUAGGUAUGGAGAAUGGCUACAUACUUGACUCUCAAAUCACUGCUUCGUCUGAACUCAACUCCGUCCACGCAGCACACUAUGGACGGCUUAACUUCCCUGAGGGUGGUGGAAUUUGUGGUUGCUGGGUUGCGCUUCACAAGGACCCACACCAGUGGUAUCAGGUGGACUUUGUCAGGAUGGUUUCUUUAGGGAAAUUGGCGACUCAAGGACGGGACAGCACACGGUACCUCAUGUGGGUGACGAGCUAUUCCUUAUCCUAUAGUCUGAAUGGUAUCGACUUUGCUUUGUACGAACCGGAUGGUUCACCCAGGGUAUUCAAUGCCAACGUGGACUACAAUACAACUGUUUACCACACAAUCAAUCCAAUCAUAUUCACGCGCUACAUCCGGGUACUGCCAAAGACUUGGCACCAUUAUGUAUCCAUGAGAGUGGAGUUUUACGAAUGUGAUGGCCAUGAUGUUUUCGACAUUGAAGACCUUUUCGUCGCUUCCUCAUACCUGUGGACGUUUGAUGAUGUUAAUGACAUCAAAAACGUUCGAGGCGCCACGUGGAUGAAACGGAGCAACUCGAUACAGUCUGUACCCGGCGUGCGAGGCCGCGCGGUUAAAACUGCAGGAGAACCUGGAUACAUUAAAAUAUCACCUGACCAUCAUUACCUAUUAGCUACUCCUUAUUACAGCUACGAGGUCACCAUAGCACUGUGGCUCUUCUAUGAAAGCCUGGGGCCACAGGUGAACCAAACUUUCCUGGCCGCCGGUGAUCAAGCAAAUGGAGACCGAGGAAUCCAUUUAUAUCAAGCAGAUGGAAGCAGCGAGGAGCUGACGUUUGAAACAAAGUCUGCCCAAAAACUUUGCGCGACGAAAUUUCGAGUUUCGCAGCGGAUUUGGACACAUUUAGUCAUAAUGUGGACAACAAAUCUCCCAGAUACUCUUUACCGUAACGGAGUAUUUGUCACUGAUUUGUCAAACAAAUGUCAUUCGGGAAAUUUUGCUAAUAUCGCAUCUAAUAGUGAAAUAACAAUAGGAUCCAUUGCGCUUCCGAAAGCCUCUUUUGACGAAUUGAUAGUAUGGACAAAAACGCUAUCGAAAACAUUAGUUGAGAAACUCUACAGGUACUACAUAGGUGCGGCAAAUCUUCACGUUAAUGUGAGCCUCAAAUUAACAGAUGAAAGUUAUCAUCGCGAAUUGUCCCAAAAGGAGUCACAAAUGUUUCAAGACUUAUCGUCUUCGCUUACAAGUCAGCUAUUUAGUCUCUAUACAACAGAUCAAGUUAUAAAAGUGGACAAUUUUGCGUUCUGGAAUAUGACAGUCUUGGCUGCUAACUUUACUGUGCGUUUCAAAGGCACUGGGUAUAGGGAAGUAAAACCACUGGAGCAAAGUAUUGUGACAAGACACGUGUUGGGUAACAUCACAGUUCAACCUGUUGCCAUGGAAGCCAAUAGCAUUUACAUGAAGCCACUUAAAGUCACGCCAAACUGCAUCAACUCAAGUGCAGUCUCUUUGUCCUGGAAUGAACCAGAACAGUUGAGCCACGGAGUUUUUCGUGGUGUGGAGAUUUUAUACCGCUUGGGUGAUUCAUCGCAGAGGUUCGUAGUCAUGACUUCAUCCGGGAUACUUGAGUACCACCUGACAAAUCUACUGCCUUACAGAGUGUACGCCAUUAGUGCCAGACCCCUCACUUUUCAAGGUGAAGGAAAGGAAAGUGAGGAAGUGUUUUUGAGGACUGGAGAAAGUGUUCCAACGUCAUCUCCUUUAAACGUCAGAGGUUUCCUCGAUGGUUCAGAGAGAAUCAACGUUACUUGGCAACCAGUCCCGCUGGAACAUCGCAAUGGUAAAAUUAUAGGCUACCGCGUCGUGUACGGAACCCAAGGUGGAUUGCAACAAAAUGUGACGGUAAACGUUACCACCUUGUCGGUGGUACUAGGAAACCUACACACAUAUACUCUAUACGACAUCCAUGUUGCAGCGUUUACAGUCAUAGGAGGCGGACCACUAAGUGACGCAAUUACCGUCAGGUCACAAGAAGGAGGGUCACGUGAGUUUGUUUUUAGCUCCUAUUGGCUUAUAUUAUCAUCAAUAGUUUCCUUCUGGUUUUUGCUUGCAGGUUGUCGCGCUCUUGGAAUGGAAAACUACGAUAUUUCUGACGCUCAGAUAACUGCAUCAUCUCAGUUUGAUGUACAACAUGCCGCACGCAACGCUCGAUUGAAUUUUAACCCGCGAACUAGUCCCCUGGCAGGAGCGUGGUGCGUUCCUAUGAACGCAAGACACCACCAAUGGCUUCAAGUCGAUUUUGAAGAAAAUGUUAUGGUGACUCAAAUGGCUACUCAAGGUAGAUUUUAUGAUGGCAUUACGGAGAGGAACAAAUUCCAGCAAUGGGUGAAAACUCUCUCGUUGAAUUACAGCCGUGAUGGUGUCCUCUUUAAAGCUUAUGAACAGCUCGGGAAAGUUAAGAUAUUUCAGGGGAAUUGGGACAGCAACACGGUGGUUUACAAUGUCAUCACGCCAGCGAUCUACACACGCUAUAUUCGAAUUCUGCCAAAAUCGUGGGAACAUCAUAUAUGUUUGAGAGCAGAGUUCUACACCUGUCAAAAUGACGUCAUUAUCGAACGCGUCAACCUAACGUCCUCUGUUCCAAGCUCAACCGGUGUCGGGCUUCACUGGACACCACCAGACACGGUGAAGUUGGGAGAACCGCUGUCCGGAUACCGAGUGGAAAUUUUUGAUCUGCUAAGAGGGAAGCGUUUUAGCUACACGGUGAACUCGUCCAUGUCGGGUGCAAACCUGGACAUUUUGAAACCGUAUACGCCAUACGAGUUUAAAGUUUAUGGCUUCACAAGCUCAUGGGAAGGAAAUAUUACUAAUAUCAUCAGCUUGAAAACAAAAGAAGACGCUCCCAGUCAACCUCCGAGAAACCUCACUCUCAAACACACCACUAACUCAGAACUAACCUUCCAGCUGAAACCAGUGGACGCGUACCAUAUCAAUGGUGUACUCCGGGGCUACAAAGUCACCUACGGUGAAAGCAAAUUUCCAAAUGACACGUGGAAGACCUUUGUUAUCAACGCUACUCACCGCAGGCGCAGGAAAAGAAGCGCUGACAACGAGACAUUAAGCUUCAGUCUUCACAAUUUAAAGAAAUACACCACGUAUACGAUCACGGUGUUGGCAUUUACUGUCAAAGAUGGCGUUCCUACUUUGGCGACGAACUUUACCACAGCAGAAGAUGUACCAGAUCAUCCCCCGACAAAUUUGACCGCGUUAACCACUAGUUCCACAAGUAUAAACGUCACUUGGCAGCCUAUACCUCCCGAUCAUGCGCACGGGAUAAUCCUGACGUAUCACGUUAAAUACUGGAGACGUGAUAAACCAGACGAUAGCGCUUUGAUAGCAACAAUAAACAGUGAAGAGCUCCAGGUGGAACUGAAAGGAUUAGGAAAGUACAAAGAAUAUUGCAUAAAAGUCGCUGGAUCGACGGUGGCUGGUUUUGGGAAUUACUCGGAACCUGUUUUUGUCCGUACUAGACAAGAUGUCCCGGAUGAGCCGCCUGUCAACGUCAUAGCCAAAGGAACCAAACCAACAGUUAUACAAUUUCAGUGGUCCCCAGUCCCUGAUGAGGCCAUCAACGGAAUCGGAAUUGGUUACAAGCUCGCUUUAUUUAAUACUACUCGGGAUAAUAUUAGGAAUUACACUGUAAAUAUCUCGGUCCUGUCGCUGGAAAUCACCGGGUUGGAAAUAUGGACGAGUUAUAGAAUCAAGAUGGUGGCUUUCACUGUCGUUGGGGAGGGUCCUUGGAGUGACUUCAUUAGUGGAAAAACGGACGAGGAAGCUCCGUUUAAAUCUCCAGCCAAUUUGACGGGACAAGUAAAAAACUCGACAUCAAUCAUUGUUGAGUGGAGUUCACUUGUUCUACCCAAUCUUCGGGGAAUUCUCCGAGGUUACACGGUUUAUUACGUAGAGGCACCGACUUCCGUUCAUCCGAGCUUGUUGAAAAAUGUAUCAGUUGACAUUUCUAUAACUGAAGUUGAACUUACCGGCUUAUAUAAGUUUACUGAGUACCAUAUUUGGGUAACAUCGUUUACGACCAGGGAGGGGUUGCCGAGCAAGCCCAUAACUCUGACGACACAAGAAGACAGUCCGGAUCGGCCCCCAUUAUACGUCACAUACUCUGCUCCAAGCUCCACCAGUCUGUUUGUUGAAUGGGGCUCAAUCCCUCCUCGGUUUGAAAAUGGCAUCAUAAGGGGAUUCAAAGUUCACUUCCAUGAAAUUCCAUUCAAUGGGACGGUGGAGGAGAUGGUGGUAGAGCCUCUUCUUCGCUGGAUUAUUCUUGAUAAUUUAAAGAAAUUCACUGCCUACUCCAUCCAAGUACACGCCUUUACUACUGAAGGAUAUGGUCCUGGGAAUAGUCUCACUGCUCUCACAAGGCAAGAUGCUCCUACCAGACCCCCGGCGAGUAUCACCACCACGAAUCACGUCUCUUUGACAACCAUCCCAGUUUCCUGGCAACCAAUCGAUCCCGAGUGUAUUAAUGGAAUUUUAAUCGGGUAUAAGAUAAGGUAUCAGGCUGUCGCGGUUGGUGAGGAGUCAGUUGAAAAUGAGCCAAUUAGAGAGCAGAUAGUCCAUACGUCCACCCUAUCUCUAAUGCUGAAAAAUCUUGAAGUAUUUACUUUGUAUCGUAUUGAUGUGUUGGGAUUUACAAACAUGGGAGAUGGUCCAUCGGCAACGGAUUAUGCAGAGACUUGUCGUUGUCAUAAACGCCUCACAACGAGUUGGUACGAAUUUCGUCCUUAUGUUCGGUUGUCAGAUGAAAAUGUUUUGGGUGGACUUAUUCCACCAAUCCUCGACAAGCUAGCGUUCACGUGCUGUGAAACCUGUCAAUCGCAUGGGAAAUCGUAAGUG
Stylophora pistillata is the source of this 4983-nucleotide messenger RNA. RefSeq lists its product as uncharacterized. Gene Ontology annotation, cellular component: membrane; signaling receptor complex; external side of plasma membrane. Lineage: Eukaryota; Metazoa; Cnidaria; Anthozoa; Scleractinia; Pocilloporidae. Gene Ontology annotation, biological process: cytokine-mediated signaling pathway. The record is from RefSeq and is a predicted model, not a curated record. Gene Ontology annotation, molecular function: cytokine binding; cytokine receptor activity.